Oryza brachyantha (malo sina) is the source of this 1655-nucleotide messenger RNA. RefSeq names its product zinc transporter 5. The record is from RefSeq and is a predicted model, not a curated record. The transcript has 3 exons. Gene Ontology annotation, molecular function: zinc ion transmembrane transporter activity. The coding region runs from base 153 to 1205 and encodes 350 amino acids. Gene Ontology annotation, biological process: zinc ion transmembrane transport. Gene Ontology annotation, cellular component: plasma membrane. Lineage: Eukaryota; Viridiplantae; Streptophyta; Magnoliopsida; Poales; Poaceae.
CUGGGAAAUGGCGAGUCGACGAGUAUAAGAAGCCCCAGGAGCUUAGCUAGCGCAUGUGCCAACCUGAACCUCCGCUGCACAGUCGCACAGCGAAGAACGCCGCGACAUCUCGCCGCGCGAGCUGCUAGGCUAGCUGCAGGUAAGCGACGGCGAUGGCGUCCCCGAAGCUAGCGGCCCUCUGCCUUGUGGUGGCGGCGUGUUGCUUGCCGGAGCUCGCGGCCGCGGAGUGCGACUGCGCGACGGACACGGCGGGGCAGGACAAGGCGCAGUCGCUGCGGCUCAAGAUCAUCGCCAUCUUCUGCAUCCUCGCGGGCAGCGCCCUCGGGGCGGCUCUGCCUUCGCUUGGCAACAGGUUCCCGGCGAUCCAGCCGGAGACCGACGUCUUCCUCACCGUCAAGGCCUUCGCCGGCGGCGUCAUCCUCGCCACGGGCCUCGUGCACAUCCUGCCCGCGGCCUUCGACGCUCUCAACUCGCCGUGCCUCGUCGGCGGCCCGUGGAAGAAGUUCCCGUUCGCCGGGAUGUUCGCCAUGGUCUCCGCCAUCGGCACGCUCAUCGUGGACACCGUCGCCACGGGGUACUUCCACCGGACGGACGCCAAGAGGAAGGCCGCGGCCAUCGCCGACGAGCCGACCGGAAACGACCUGGAGGCCACCGACGAGCACAGCCACAGCCACGCCCACGGCAUGUCCGUCAUGUCCGUCGCCGCCGCCGACGAGGAGGACCUUGUCCGCCACCGCGUCAUCUCUCAGGUGCUGGAGUUGGGAGUGGUGGUGCACUCGCUCAUCAUCGGGAUGUCGCUGGGCGCGUCCAACUUCCCGAGCACGGUGCGCCCGCUCGUGCCGGCGCUGACGUUUCACCAGUUCUUCGAGGGCAUCGGCCUCGGCGGCUGCAUCGUUCAGGCUAAGUUCAAGGUCAGGUCCGUGGUGACAAUGGCGCUCUUCUUCUCCCUCACGACGCCGGUCGGCAUCGCCAUCGGGAUCGCGAUCUCCUCCGUCUACGACGCCAACAACCCCAGGGCGCUGGUCGUCCAGGGGAUCCUCGAGUCGGCGGCGGCGGGGAUCCUCGUCUACAUGGCGCUCGUGGACAUCCUCGCCGAGGACUUCAUGAAGACCAAGGUCCAGAGCAGGGCCCGCCUGCAGCUCGCCAUGAACCUCGCCCUGCUGCUCGGCGCCGGGCUCAUGUCGCUGAUCGCCAUCUGGGCGUGACCCUUCCUUCCCGCCCAAGCACCACCGUACGUACGUUCAUUUCGGCAGAAAUUGCAGGGUUUUUUUUCUCCAUAUAUAGGCGUCGGAUCACUCUCGAGAAGACCUGACCAACUCGCCAUGGAUUCCGUAUUGCCACUGUUUGACUUGAAGCUGACGAGGGAUGUGCCGUGUGAAAGAUGUGGAGCGGCAGCGGCUCAUCAGAAGCUCAUAUAUCAUGUUUCUGUCUGGCUUGCAUGAAUUCGUCGACGUCCUUCGUCUUUUUGUUGUCGCCCUCUUACUGUAGCUGGGGAGACUUGUAGUUGUAGAUAUGUGCUACUGUGCAUAUCAGCAUAUCUGUCCUAGCUACAUGCUGUUAGAUAAUUCAGUUCAAUCUUAAACAAUAGAUUACGAAUUUAAACCCUAAUCAGCACAUGAUCACCGAUUAAUUCAAAUGAGGAAAACUAAAUAAAC